AUGCUAACAGAAUUAGCUACAACAAAUAACAGCUCAGAUGAACAAAUACAAAUGAUAGCCCAAGAAGAUCUCUUACCAGAUACAGAAGUGCUACUAAGAGAUGAACUUGUCAUUUAUAGCUAUAGAACAUCAUAUUCAUCUACAAGCUGCAUCCCCAAAGCAGUCUCUUUACUUGACAAAAAUAAAAAACAGAUGGCUUUAUCAUAG
This is a messenger RNA of Cetraspora pellucida, 207 nucleotides long. Lineage: Eukaryota; Fungi; Glomeromycota; Glomeromycetes; Diversisporales; Gigasporaceae. The record is from the annotation of a GenBank genome assembly.